This is a messenger RNA of Tremella mesenterica DSM 1558, 4621 nucleotides long. RefSeq lists its product as uncharacterized. Gene Ontology annotation, biological process: cellular response to starvation; regulation of autophagy; TOR signaling. Bases 62 to 4396 code for a protein of 1444 amino acids. Gene Ontology annotation, cellular component: TORC1 complex; cytoplasm. The transcript has 12 exons. The record is from RefSeq and is a predicted model, not a curated record. Gene Ontology annotation, molecular function: protein-macromolecule adaptor activity; protein binding. NCBI's taxonomy places the organism in Eukaryota, Fungi, Basidiomycota, Tremellomycetes, Tremellales, Tremellaceae.
CUCAAUUACCUUCUCAAUGUCCCCAUAGCGGUCAUCCCUACGCUCACCCAUACUACCAAAAAUGGCUUCAGAUCCAAGAGAUCAAGCCUCUUCUUCGCACGUCCAUCCUUACCAUGACCACCCCGAUUACGAUCUCACCGAUAUGGAUGGUGACGAGUAUGACGAGGGUCUCGAUGAUGGUUUGGUACAGCAGUACUGGACCUCGAAGCAACACAAAAGACCAAAGCUGUCAGAUGAUGAGGAAGACUAUGGAACACAAUGGAGGUUGAAGACAAGAUUGAAAACGGUCAAUGCUGGUUUAUUCAUUUGUCUCAAUAUAGGUGUGGACCCUCCGGAUAUAGUCAAGACCAAUCCAUGUGCUAAACUUGAAUGUUGGACGGAUCCGACGGCUUUGCCUUCUUCCAAAGCUAUAGAGGCUAUAGGCAGAAACCUUGCAUCACAAUUUGAUACUCUUAGCCCAAAAGUAAAAUACAAAUAUUUUCUGGACCCGUCAAUAGAAGAAACGAAAAAGCAAUGUGUGGGUCUGAGGAAGAUAGCGAGGGACGAAAGGACGGUAUUCUACUAUAAUGGUCACGGAGUUCCCAAGCCGACAAACUCGGGGGAAAUCUGGGUCUUCAACAAAAAUUAUACGCAAUAUAUCCCUGUCAGCUUGUAUGACCUCCAGGACUGGUUGGGAAGUCCUUGUAUAUAUAUUUGGGAAUGUUCAGGCGCCGGUAACAUUUUGACAAACUUCAGCAAACAGGCCGAGAGAAAAGAUCAUGAAGCCCGACAAGGCAAUGCCGAAGUGCCUUCCACAGCUUAUUCCGAAGCUAUACAUCUUGCAGCUUGUACGGCCACUCAGAAUCUCCCCAUGUCACCAGAACUACCUGCCGAUCUUUUCACUUCAUGUCUCACUUCGCCUAUCGAGAUAGCUUUGCGGUUUUUCGUCCUACAAGAUCCUCUGAAACGAAACAUUAACUCUUCCAAGGAUGAUCCUCGAUCCAAAGUCACUCUUGAACUGCUCAACUCCAUCCCAGGUGAUUUGAAGGAUCGUCGUACACCACUUGGGGAACUCAAUUGGAUAUUUACCGCCGUUACGGACACCAUUGCCUGGACAUCUUUUCCUCGAGAGGUAUUCAACAAGCUAUUCCGACAAGAUUUAUUAGUCGCUGCCCUUUUCAGGAACUUUCUGUUGGCGCAAAGGAUUAUGUCAGCCUAUCAUUGUACUCCCAUGUCUAUCCCCGAGAUACCAUCAACCCACAACCAUCAUUUAUGGCAUUCAUGGGAUCUGGCGGUUGACGAGUGUCUGGCUCAAUUACCACAUCUCUUGGAAUUAGAAGCUGCUCGAGAAUCUGGACAAGCGCCGACCUCUGCUCCAAUGCACAACCCAUACAUCCCUUCGUCGUUCUUUGCUCAACAUCUUCAAGCUUUCGAAAUCUGGUUGCAGCAUGGUGGGAAUGUACGAAGCAACAUCACCCUUCAGCCCCAAUCGUCACAUCGUCAACCGCCUGAACAACUCCCAAUCGUUCUGCAGGUCCUUCUAUCUCAAGCUCACCGGCUGCGCGCUCUCAUACUUUUGUCCCAAUUUGUCGAUCUCGGUCCGUGGGCUGUCUCAUUGUCGUUGUCCAUCGGCAUUUUCCCCUACGUCUCCAAGCUCCUACAAUCCCCCGCCCCCGAACUGAAACCAGUCCUCAUCUUCAUAUGGGCUCGCAUCCUAGCCGUCGACAGAACAUGUCAAAUUGACCUUCUUCGAGAUCAGAGUUUCAGCUACUUCGCUCAAGUACUCGCUCCCAGUAUACACAGCGGCCUCAUCAUCCCCCAUGCCAAAGAACAUCGGGCGAUGUGCGCGUUCAUCCUAUCCAUCAUGUGUCGAAAUUUCCGUGCCGGUCAGCAGGCCUGUUUGUCGAUCAACGUGUUUGACAGCUGUAUCGCCCAAUUGGGAGAGGAAGACUGGUUAUUGAAGACGUGGUGUUUACUUUGCCUUGCGCAGAUGUGGGCGGACAACGACGAAGCCAAGGCGAUGUUUCUCUUCAGCAAACCACGUCAAGACGAAAUUAUGACUACUCUGCACAGCAACGCUCCUGAAGUCCGAGCGGCCGCGCUGUAUGCGAUCGGAACACUGAUGGGUGCAUCCGCCGCUCCGCUCGAGAUAGAUGGUAAAGGUGGAGGUGGUACAGGCGCGCAACUCGGUAUCGACGAAGGUACACAAUUGGAGAUUGAGGCAGCCCUGACUUUUGCCUGCUUGAAUCAAGUCAAGGAGGACGCAGCCCCGAUAGUGCGGAAAGAGCUGGUUGUUCUCAUCUCUUGUGUCGUCCGAGAAUGGAGAGGGUGGAUGGUGGCUGCUGCAUGGACAUAUUACGAGCAAGAAGCCACCCUCGAGGGUGAUCACGGUAAGGACGUCGUUUCGGAUGCUGUCAAAGAAUGGGUCGAACGUGUCGCACGUCGGAAUCAAGAAGCGCAGCAACGAUCUUCUCGACGCACCCUUGAUCCAAUGUAUCUCAUGAGCAACUUCAAAGUCAUCUUUGAGACGUUACUGGACCUCUCGGUAGAUCCCGACACCACCGUAGCCUCCAUGGCAUCAACAGUUGUAGACUACAUCGUUGCUCUGCUCCUCGACUCCGCUUUCUGUCGAGUAGAAAACUCGGCAAUUCUUCGUUUCUCAAAACCUGCUCCUCGACUGCCACAUCGACUGGAAAAGCCACAAGCUAUAACACGGACGAACACUGAGGGUUCAUCAAACUCUAUCAAACGCAAUGCCUCCAUGGUCACCGCCCUACGUUCUCUCGCUACCAUAACCGGCUGGACAACAGACACUCCUCCCGCUUCUCCACCUUUGUCCGAUCCCGAGCCAGUACACAAUGCUCCAGGUAUAGACUCGUAUCGAUCCCCAUAUCCUGAUGCAUCUCACGAACGAAUCCUACCCGAUAGAGAGGAACAUCAAAUACAUCAUCUCUCUGCUCAAAUGCGCAAAUUGGGUCUUUCCAGAACACCAGUCUCGGCACUUGCUGUUCUGGAAGCUUUGACAGAUGAGGAUAUGGAACGUCUGAGUAUACGUAGACUCAGAGGUACUCAAGCAGGUGGAGACAACAUGGGACGUGUCAGCAAUAAUGGCUUGCCAAGACCAAACGAUCUUGGUUUAGGGAUGGUAGCUAAGGAAGUUAAGGAUGAUGUGUUACCACUCAGAAGUAGAUUGUAUGAUGAGGCUAUGGAUUACUUCAAAGAACCUCAGAUGAGAAAAGCGGAGGCGGAUGAUCAGGGGAGUAAAGAGUGGAAUGCUCAAGCUUGGAGACAUCAAAGGAAUCAAGAGUUGGUCUUAAAGUGUAGAACUGCGGAGACUUAUGCUCCAUAUCAUUCUUGGGACAAUGACGCAGGUACACUCGCAAAUGACAGCUGGCCUCUGCAAUUACGUUUCCACUCUUACGACCCUAUCAUCGCCGUGACCGACGACACGGACAAUAUUUGCAUUUGGGAUUGGAAAGAACGUCGGAGAUUAUCAAAAUUCAGGAACUUGAAUGUGCCAGGAAGCAGUAUCUCAAGUUUGCAUUUUAUCAAUGAGACGGCGUCUUCUUUACUUCUCACUGCAUCGACUGAAGGUGCGAUUCGUAUUUGGAGAAACUACGAAAACCUCUCAGAACUAUGGCUUGCUUCUUCCUUCCGCGCAGUAUCUGAGCUUCAUCCAGCUGGUCAUUCCUCCGGGCUUCUUACAGCGUGGGAACAACCUACAGGUCAUCUCUUAGUCGGUGGUGAUAUGCGCGUGGUCCGUCUAUGGGAUGCCACUGUCGAGCGUCAUCUGAGGGAUAUCGCUACCCAGGCAGGAGCCAAUCUGACUGCUAUAGCGUCAGACGAAUUGGAUUGUAAUAUCUUCGUUGCUGGGUUUGGAGAUGGAGUAGUGAGGUUGUUUGAUAAACGUGUCAUGGAUGCGAAAGAGGUAGUGUUGAGGACAUGGAGGAAUCAUCAGACUUGGAUACAAAGUGUCCAUUUGCAACGUGGAGCACAAAAGCAGUUGGUGACUGGAAGCAUGAACGGCGAUGUUCGGAUAUGGGACGUUCGGAGUCCCGAGGCACCUCUAUACGAAGUUUCUGCUCAACCUACGGGUCUACAAGCUUUGGCAGUCCAUACCAACGUCCCAGUAUUUGCCACAUCCUCAGCACCAGCUGGUCAUGCAACUCGACAGAAAAUCGUUGUCCAAGGGUUCUCAGAGCCCGAAGAACGGAAGAUCCUUUCGACCAUUGGGAUUCCACUCUCUCCUUACGCCCCACGUAAUGCCAGUUUCAUGCCAUCGGCCACUUCGUUAAUGUUUCAUCCUACCGAAAUGGUCUUUGCCGCUACCGGUGGUGAUCCCGCAGGUACCGUCCGACUGUUUCAAUGUGCCACCCCGGAAAAGCUUGGCUGGGAGGGUAUGAACGGAUAUCAUUGAUUCUCUUCCUCGUUCUUUCUUUCACCUUUCCCUUCUUUCCCCCUCCUUGACUUUGCGAGCUUUGGCUUGUGAAAAGCCGUAUGGUGGAUCAGACCUUUUGAGUCUCGUGCAUUUCAUCACCCCCGUCAAUCUUCAUCAUCUGUAAUCUUAACAAUAGUACAAUUUAGAUCCGUUGUGUGGGCGUGUUUUUUUGCUUUGGGCAUAUUAUGCAUAUUUGCUGAUGUC